This is a messenger RNA of Colletotrichum chrysophilum, 3858 nucleotides long. RefSeq lists its product as uncharacterized. The record is from RefSeq and is a predicted model, not a curated record. Bases 1 to 3858 code for a protein of 1285 amino acids. Gene Ontology annotation, molecular function: ATP binding; ABC-type transporter activity; ATP hydrolysis activity. The transcript is spliced from 2 exons. NCBI's taxonomy places the organism in Eukaryota, Fungi, Ascomycota, Sordariomycetes, Glomerellales, Glomerellaceae. Gene Ontology annotation, cellular component: membrane. Gene Ontology annotation, biological process: transmembrane transport.
AUGACUGAAAUAAUUGAACCCGUCCCUGACGGCAACUCGGCCAGGCUUGUGGAUGUUGUCAAGCACGAACUCCAAGAAGUUGAGCGAGAGAUCAUCGACCGCCAACUGCAUUUUUCACAAGAUGAGGAGACACAUCUGCUCUCGUUGCUUCUAUACGCGUCCAAAGGCGAUCUUAUUGUCGCAGGCAUCAGCACUGUCUUUGCUCUUGCCGCGGGGGCCAUUAUUCCCGUUCCUCCGAUCGUAUUUGGUCGCCUCUCCUCCGUCCUGGCUGGCGUCGACAACGAAGGGUCGACAGCCGACACCCAGGCGAGCCGGGUCUUGAUCACACAAUACUCUCUCUACUUCAUCUACCUCGCCGUCGGGUCUCUCUUCGCCUGGUUCAUCUCCACGGCGGGAUUCUCAUAUGUCGGAUCAAACAUCACGCGGCGCGUCAGGGUCCGCUACAUGGACGCGGCGCUGCGGCAGAACAUGGCCGUCUUCGACGACAUCGGCACCGGACACUUGGUCACGCAGCUGAGCGUCGAUAUGAACCUCAUCCAAGAGGCUCUGUCCCAGAAGCUCUCCGUCACCCUGAGCGCCGUGGGCACCCUCGUAGGCACCUACGUCGUCAGCCUCGUCAUGUUUUGGAAACUGGCCCUCAUACUGACGUGGUCAUUCUUUCUGGCGCUGGCCCUCCUCUACAUCGGCAAGCUGGUCUCGAGCCGCUUUUCCGGACGUUCUAGUGAGGCCCAGUCUACCGGCAGCACGCUGGCGGAAGAAGCGCUGACCUCGAUUCGGAGCACUACGGCGUUGGGACUGCAGAAGCAGAUCCUGGAUACCUAUGUCGAAUGCCUCAAUGUGGCGAGGCAGGCGGAUUUCACGCUCAAAACCCUCAUGGGUGUGCUUCUUGCCGUUGUCGUGGCCACUGGUUAUUUCAACGUGGCGCUGGCCUUUUGGCAGGGCGCCCGGUUCAUGGUCGACGCCGAGACAUCCUUCAUGGCGGUCGUGGCCAUCACGCUUGUCACCAAGAGCGCGGCGUUUUGCGUCUUGGGCGUCGCCCAGAACGCCGAGAAGUUCACGUCGGCAAUGGCGGCAACCAGGAGGGUUUGCAAAAUCCUCAACCGCAAGUCUCCCAUUGACUCACUAGGUGAUCAAGGAGCCAAGCCCGACGAUGUCAGCGUUGAGGGGAACAUCGAAUUCCGGAACGUGAAGCACGUUUAUCCAUCUCGGCCGGAGGUGGUCGUGGCACAUGAUCUCAACAUCAUGUUCCCCAGCGGGAAGAGUACCGCCGUCGUCGGCUCCUCUGGGUCCGGAAAAAGUUCCAUCGCCAAACUGAUCCUUCGAUUCUACGAGCCCGUAGCGGGUGAGAUCCUUCUAGACGGCACGCCUAUCGAAUCGUUGAAUGUGAGGUGGCUUCGAUCCCGGAUACGACUGGUCAGCCAGGAGCCGGUGCUUUUCGACGCGUCCAUCUACGAGAACAUCAGCCAGGGUUUCGUCGGAACUCGGCUUGAUCACUUAUCCGCGGACGAGCAACGGAGGAGGGUCGAGGAAGCAGCAGCAUCCGCCGGAGCGCACGACUUCAUCCAAGCCCUCCCUGCCGGGUAUGCAACCCGGGUCGGGGCCGGCGGAUCCAAACUCUCAGGCGGCCAGAAACAGCGGGUGGCCAUAGCCAGGGCCCUCGUUGCCGAUCCCAAGGUAUUGAUCCUGGACGAGGCGACAUCGGCAUUGGAUGCCGAGACCGAAGCAUUGGUGCAGCGAGCACUGGCGGUUUCAAGUGACACCAGGACCACGAUCAUCAUCGCACACCGGCUUUCUACCAUUCGCGAGGCCGACAAGAUUGUGGUGUUGAAGAGCGGAGCGGUGGCGGAAGAGGGCACUGACUCGGAACUGAUGUCCAUUCGAGGCGCGUACUUUCAUCUGGUGGAGGCCCAGAGAUUGUCAGGAGGCUCCGAGAGUGCAGAAGAAGCGGAGCUUGAGCACGAUACUUCGAUUAUCACACGCGAGCCGCCAUCAGAGAAGGACGAAUCUGCCGAGACAAAGGAGACUUUUGACGCAUCGUCGCCUUCGCUGUCUUCCGACUCCACCGCCGAAAGGACUUCGGCGCCGUACUCUCUCUGGUCUGUGGCCAAGUUCGUCAUGCAGCUCAACGCAAAAGAGUGGAAGUACAUCGUCCUCGGUCUCGUCUUCUCCAUCAUCGCCGGUCUUGAGGAGCCAGCAUCAGCCAUUCUCUUCGGCAAAGCCGUCGUGGCCAUCGCGCGACCCCUGGACGCCGAUACCACGCCGCAGAUACUGUCCGACUCAGCCUUCUGGGCCUGGAUGUUCUUCGUCCUCGCCUUCGUCAUGAUGAUCGCCUUCAGCAUCCAAGGAUCCGUGUUCGCGUACUGCUCGGAGCAUCUGAUCCACCGCGCUCGCAGUCUCGCGAUGGCACACGUCCUGCGCCAGGAGAUGGCCUUCUUCGACGACGCGGCGCACUCGGGUCCGGCCUUGGCCAGCUUCCUGUCCACUGAGGCGGCCGACCUAGCAGGUAUCAGCGGCGGCACGCUCGGCCUGAUCCUCAUUGCCGUGGCGACGUUGGUCUCGUCUCUGGCGGUCGGCCUCGCGUUCGGGUGGAAGCUGGCGCUUGUGUGUUGGUCCAUCACGCCUGUGCUCAUCGGGAGCGGAUUUGCCGGUGUCUGGGCGGUUGGGGAAUUCGAGCGGCGGAACGAGAUGCACACCCGGGCAUCGGCUGCCUAUGCCGGGGAGAUGAUUGGGGCCAUCCAGACCGUGGCGUCUCUCACGAUGGAAGUAAAGGUUCUGGACGAGUACAGGCGGACGCUCGCCCUGUCGCGGAGGGACGGCUUCAAGGCGGCGUUGCAAGCCUCCGCGGUUCUCGCCUUCGCCCGAGCCGGCGUCAUCGCCUGUAUGGCCCUGGGUUUCUGGUACGGGGGUAUGCUGAUCGUGAAUGGCGAGUACUCGCUUCUGGCCUUCGUCGUGGUCUACUCGUCCAUCAUCACGAGCGCCUACUCCGCCGGCAUCGUCUUCUCGUUCACCCCCGACCUCGCCAAGGCGCAAAGGUCCGCGGCUGGUCUUCAAGGUCUCCUCGAGCGCCGGUCCGCCAUAGAUCCGGAAUCCGCGGACGGGGAGAGGAUCGAGAAGCCGCUGGGCCGCGUGGAGUUUCGCGAUGUAUCGUUUGCUUAUCCCGGCCAAGCACGGCAUUCGGCGUUGAGGAAUGUCUCUUUGACGGUGCCGGCAGGGGCAACGAUCGCACUCGUGGGGCACACAGGGUCGGGGAAAAGCACCAUCGUCUCGCUGCUCCAACGCUUCUACGAUCCCACAGAAGGAUCCAUUCUCUUAGACGGCCGGCCCAUCGCUUCGCUGAACGUGGCCGAAUAUCGCAGUUUGAUCGGGCUCGUGAGCCAAGAACCGACCCUGCUGCAGGGAUCGAUCGGGAUGAAUCUUGUGGCGGGAUGUCGACGGACAGACAUCACCGAUGCCGAGAUCGAGGAGGCGUGUAGAAAGGCCAACAUCCUGGACUUUGUCAACUCUCUGCCGGAUGGUUUCAACACGGUGGUCGGCAGUCGAGGUAGCCAGUUGAGCGGCGGGCAGAAACAACGCCUCGCCAUCGCCCGAGCCCUGGUCAGGAAGCCCGCCCUUCUUGUCCUCGAUGAAGCCACUUCGGCCAUCGAUUCCACGUCUGAGUUGCUGAUCCAAGAAGCGCUGGCGGGAGCGGCGGCUGGCUGCACGACCAUCGUGAUUGCCCACCGCCUGAGCACCAUUCAAAACGCCGACGUUAUCUAUGUUGUCGAAAAGGGACGGAUUGUAGAGUACGGCACGCAUUCUCAGCUGGUGCAGAAGAGGGACAGGUAUUACAGAUUGUUUGAGACGGGUCUUGGUAACUAG